UUCUGCUUUUAAUAAUGGCAGCUCCAGAAACGGUGAGUAAAACGGGUGUUCGGAGAGAAGCCUCUCAGCAUUUCUCAGUGUUGCACAGCUGCCAACCACAGCCUGUCUGGGAGGGGAUGUUCUCACCCUGCUUCCAUCUUUCAGAAGGCAUUUUCCCACUUACUCUUUUGAUACAGAUAAACUAAUUUGCUACAUGCUGAUAGUAAACAGAGGUAUCAGCAAGAAUGAAAGCCAAAAAUGGCCCACCGUGAACUUCUUGUUUUUCUGAGAUAUUCUUCUAAGCUAUUCUUGUGAUAGAAAUGAGAUAAACAUUUUUGGCACAAAACUCUUGUUUAGAUUUUACUAUGACCAUGUGAAACACGGUUUGUUUUAAAUGGCUUGCUGGUUUCCUUUGGAAUUCCAAACGUUACCACAGGUUAGAAUGAAAGCGCAUGAUCUGGUUAUCUGUGUUUCUGUGCCUGCUGGAGCCUCUGUGGAUUUUAGCCCCGGGAGGAAGCCGGUUCCCAGAGCAGCCAUGCCUGAUAUCUGGAAGAGGGAACUGGAGUUUAACUGGAAGCAUUCUGCUAUUUCCCUGCUUCCUCCGCCCUCUCGGGGUUACAGGGAUCGACUUGGAAAGGCCUCUGGUCUCUUUUGCCUUGCGAUAGGUGGAAUUCUUUCCUAGGAAAGACAGCCCCAGGAUUGUUUUGAUGCAAGCCAUUGGUCCAAAGCCACUCCCCAUUUUGUUAUGUGGGCGAAGGACUGGGCACCGGCGGGCUUGGAUACUUUCAGUCUUAAUUAGGUCAUGCUCGUGUGAGCCAGGAAAGGGCUGAGUUUGUGGGAAGCUACUAAUACUGUGGCCAGCUAUCCCUUCCCUGGUGCCAUCUAUAUUUCUGGGACUCAGGUAUUAUGAGGUGGAGGUGGAGGUGGAGCCGGAUGUCAGAAGUCCUGAAAUAGUCACCAUGGGGGAAAACGAUCCGCCUGCCGCUGAAGCCCCGUUCUCAUUCCGAUCGCUUUUUGGCCUUGAUGAUUUGAAAAUAAGUCCUGUUGCGCCAGAUGCAGAUGCGGUUGCUGCACAGAUCCUGUCACUGCUGCCACUGAAGUUUUUUCCAAUCAUCGUCAUUGGGAUCAUCGCACUGAUAUUAGCGCUGGCCAUUGGUCUGGGCAUCCACUUCGACUGCUCAGGGAAGUACAGGUGCCGCUCAUCCUUUAAGUGCAUCGAGCUGACAGCUCGAUGUGACGGAGUCUCAGACUGCAAAGGCGGGGAGGAUGAGUACCGCUGUGUCCGGGUGAGCGGCCGGAAUGCUGUGCUCCAGGUGUUCACAGCAGCCUCGUGGAAGACCAUGUGCUCCGAUGACUGGAAGGGUCACUAUGCAAAUGUUGCCUGUGCCCAGCUGGGUUUCCCAAGCUAUGUAAGUUCAGAUAACCUCAGAGUGAGCUCGCUGGAGGAGCAGUUCCGAGGGGAGUUUGUGUCCAUCAAUCACCUCUUGCCAGAUGACAAGGUGACGGCGUUACAGCACUCGGUGUAUGUGAGGGAGGGCUGCGCCUCUGGCCAUGUGGUUACCUUGCAGUGCACAGCCUGCGGUCGUAGAAGGGGCUACAGCGCACGCAUCGUGGGUGGAAACGUGUCCUCGCUCUCACAGUGGCCCUGGCAGGCCAGCCUUCAGUUCCAGGGCUACCACCUGUGCGGGGGCUCUGUCAUCACGCCCCUGUGGAUCGUCACCGCUGCACACUGUGUUUACGACCUGUACCUCCCCAAGUCGUGGACCAUCCAGGUGGGUCUAGUUGUCCUGCUGGACAGUCCUGCCCCAUCCCACUUGGUGGAGAAGAUUGUCUACCACAGCAAGUACAAGCCAAAGAGGCUGGGCCAUGACAUCGCCCUCAUGAAGCUGGCCGGGCCGCUCACGUUCAACGAGAUGAUUCAGCCUGUGUGCCUGCCCAACUCUGAAGAGAACUUCCCCGAUGGAAAAGUGUGCUGGACCUCAGGAUGGGGGGCCACAGAGGAUGGAGCAGGCGACGCCUCCCCCGUCCUGAACCACGCGGCCGUCCCUUUGAUUUCCAACAAGAUCUGCAACCACAGGGACGUGUAUGGCGGCAUCAUCUCCCCCUCCAUGCUCUGUGCGGGCUACCUGAAGGGCGGUGUGGACAGCUGCCAGGGGGACAGUGGGGGGCCCCUGGUGUGUCAAGAGAGGAGGCUGUGGAAGUUGGUGGGAGCAACCAGCUUUGGCAUUGGCUGCGCCGAGGUGAACAAGCCUGGGGUCUACACCCGCAUCACCUCCUUCCUGGACUGGAUCCACGAGCAGAUGGAGAGGGACCUAAAAACCUGAAGAGGGACCCAAGUAGCCACCUGAGUUCCUGUGGUGAUGAAGACAGCCUGGUCCUCCCCUGGACUCCCGUGUGGAACCUUGCACAUGAGCAAAUGCCUUCGGAGCUCUGCAUUCCAGCACCGGCAGCCAACCCGAAACAGGCACCCUUUGUCUGAUUCCAGCACAACCUUCCAGCUCCUUCCUUCUUGUUUUUCUGAGAUGGAGCCUCAAUCUGUCACCCAGGCUGGAGCGCAGUGGUGCAAUCUCUGCUCACUGCUGCCUCCGCCUCCGGGUUCAAGCGAUUCUCCUGCCUCAGCUUCCCAAGUAGAUGCAACCACAGGCGUGGGCCAACCUGCCCAGCUAGUUUUUGUAUUUUUAAUAGAGACAGGGUUUCACCAUGUUGGCCAGGCUGAUCUCGAACUCCUGACCUCAAAUGAUCUACCUGCCUCGUCUCCCACAGCGCUGGGAUUACAGGUGUGAGCCACUGCACCUAGCCUCACGCUCCUUUCUGAUCUUCACUAAGAACAAAAGCAAAACAGCUCGUACGUGUGGCCUUUCCCACCAUCCAUGUGGUUUUCUCUCUAGGGCUUUUACAGAAUUCCUGACGAGAUAAGCAGUUAGGUGACUUCACGUGCAAAGCCUCCAACAGCCACUCAGUAAAGACACACCAGCCAGAACCACGGUAGCACAGUCCCUGUAGAUGGAGCCGCCUGCAUGUUUUUAUCCCUAGGACCAGAACCAAACCCACCCUUUCUACUUCCAAGACUCAUUUUCACGCGCGGGGAACUUAAUCUAGGAAUGACUCAUUUAAGGCAUAUUUUCAUGAUUUUUUUGUAGCAUUUGGUGCUUGAUGUGUUAUUGUCCCUUGAUUCCAAAGAACGUCUGUUUUCUUCCCUCA
Molecule: messenger RNA, 3180 nt
Organism: Saimiri boliviensis boliviensis (Bolivian squirrel monkey)
Lineage: Eukaryota; Metazoa; Chordata; Mammalia; Primates; Cebidae
Gene: TMPRSS3
Product: transmembrane serine protease 3
Biological process (GO): proteolysis
Cellular component (GO): membrane
Molecular function (GO): serine-type endopeptidase activity; protein binding
Source: RefSeq, a predicted model, not a curated record